Oncorhynchus mykiss (rainbow trout) is the source of this 2235-nucleotide messenger RNA. RefSeq names its product V-set and immunoglobulin domain-containing protein 10. Gene Ontology annotation, cellular component: plasma membrane; cell-cell junction. Gene Ontology annotation, molecular function: cell adhesion molecule binding. The record is from RefSeq and is a predicted model, not a curated record. Lineage: Eukaryota; Metazoa; Chordata; Actinopteri; Salmoniformes; Salmonidae. Gene Ontology annotation, biological process: synapse assembly; cell-cell adhesion.
UUUGUCUCCAUACUCGACUCAGCUACGCGACAUGCGUCAUCCAUUUGGGCACUAGGCGUGUCCAUAAUGCCUCUCCCGGAGUAAACAGCCAGGUAGUCAAAUAGGUUAAAAUGUGUAGCAUGUGGCGGUUCCAUGGAAAAGAGACAUGUUAAAUGAUGGCCUAUGUAUCUAUUAUUUACUCUAAGCAGUCUCAUGUAAACUACGUGUCGAGUUGUCUUGUGUCAUAGCACGUACAACAGGUAGUCAGGUAAACUGCUGACAUUGGCAACCAAGCUUUUGUUUAACAUGAAAUCGGGCUAUACAGCAGGAAUAAUCAUGAAGGCAUUCUCAGUUGCAAUUUUUCUUCUUCUGUUCAUGGAUCAGACAGCAAAUGGACGCUCAGAUAAAACUACUGUAAUUAAAACUCUGGGGGCGAAUAUUCUACUUCCGUGUUGGAACACUGCUAUGAACGUGACUCCCUCCUUCACGCGAUGGAUGCAGAAUGGACAGGUUAUCAUUGGCCGAAAUCAUUCCAUAAUUCUAACUCCUUCAAGUGAAGGGCACCUGACGAUAAUGUACAAUCAAAGCUUGUACAUCAAUGGACUAGCUUUAUCAGAUGAGGGGAUAUAUCUUUGUGAUUCCUUACCCCAUGACAACAACACUCAAACUAGUCUGACAUUGCAAAUAGUCUAUGGUCCUGGCAAUGGCAUCACAGACAUCCACCCAGCCACAACCCUUUCCAAUGGAACCCUCAUCGUCCACAGGGGUUCCACGGUGUUGUUCAACUGCUCCAGCUGGUCCUAUCCCUCCCAGCGUCUGUCCUGGGGGUUUCAGGGUGUGGUGUCCAGAAACGACUCCCUGACAGCGGGCAGUGGGUCCUGGCUGAACUUCAGGAUAGAGGACAUCCAACCCACAGCUCAGGGGAACUACAUAUGUAGAGCCCAGAACUCAGUUUCCCAGAAGGAAGUUGGCUGGAGCAAAGAGCUGCUUGUAUACUAUUCCCCAGAGAAGCACCCGGAGUGUCAGUGGAAGAUUGGGAAGGACCCGUCCCAUGUCCAGUUUAACUGCAGCUGGUUUGGAGGCUACCCCUCUCCCACAUUACUCUGGGGGGAGAAACAUCAAGUGCCAUCGAGCCAGGUGGCUGGACAGCUGAUGGAGUCGGAGGUGACAGACCGUCUAGUGGUAAAUCUGAACAGGUCGUUGUUGUUCGAGGGGCAGACGCUGAAGUGUGAUGGGCAUCAUCCUAUGAUUAGUACAGAAGACGAGAAGUUCUGCUCCUUCACGCUCAAGUCUCCUUAUCCUGAAGGGGAACCACUGGUCACAGCUCUCGAAGGCACCAACAUCACAUUAACCUGUAAAGAGUCCAGCUCCCUGCCUCCAGCCCUCACCACCUGGCAGAGGACAGCACAGCAGGAGGACGUGGUACCCAGCCCCAAGUAUGUCCUGUCACGACAGGGCCCCACCUUCACCCUCACCAUAGUCAACAUCACCAAGCAGGACGAGGGCUUCUACUUCUGCAGGAGCGAGAACCCACUGAUGGUCCGCGAGCUGGAGAUCUAUUUAACAGUUAAAACCUCAUCUCAAUACACUGGAGCAAUCAUUGGGAUAUUCCUAGCCAUUUUGAUCGUAGGAUCUGGGAUUGUUAUCGCUAAAACAGUAUAUUCCAGCCGUGACCGAAUUUGCCUGGGUAAUGGAUUUGAGCGAAUGGAGGAGGACAGGGAAGAUGUGUUGAGCCUGGUAGAGUCCGAUGAAGAGGUGUUUCCUGAAGCAGUACCCAGACUGCCACCUCUAUCUCUGACUAACGGACACAACACUACUACACUUGUACAAAUACAUCAAAUCUCAUCCAAUGACCAUGAAGAUGAAGAAAUUGUUGAACAUCCAUUACAGCUAGAACAUACAGAUAUGGAAGAACUUGUCACAUUUUAGGUGUUGGAAGAUUGAUAUUCUUUAAAACAUUACAUAAAAACAAAGAGAACAUUUUACUACCUAUGAAACUGUGAAAAAAUGUGUAAUUAUUGGUGGUUGGCUUUCACAGUAGCCGAUGUAUGGGUCAGCUUUUUAUCAUCCAUUUCACUUUUUUGGCUGAUGAAUUAAUAAUUAACAGGGUUAUUUAAAUGAAUUGUUGCCAUUCGUCUCAAAUGACAUUUUUCACAAUAAUGUAACAUUUCAUAACAUUUUGUAUCACUCAAACACAAAAUAAACCUGAAUAAAAUAAAGCAUAGGCAGGGUGAGUUGCACCCCUAUUUGCCCUCA